ACCCUCGUUGGAGUAUACUAUGGGAACAUAAGGUCGGCGUCGCGUGGCUUCCCGAGAUUAGCGAACAAAACAACAGCAUCAGUACAAUCCUUUGUAUUAAAUUCUUCCAAGGAGGCCGUCCCCAGUGGACCCUAGUCACACAUGGCCACGGACACUGUGUCCAACGGCGAGAACUUCGCUCAACAUACGCCCGGCAACGGGAAUGGCGACGACGAUGUAAUCUGUCCAACAUGCGAUGUGAAGAUCAAGCGCAGCCAGGUGGCCGAUCACUGCCAGGUGGAAAUGGAGCGUUUGCAUAAUCCGAUCAGCGUCAGCAGCGCGGGAGCAGCAGCUCCUCCACCCACAGCACAAUCCAGCUCCGGUGGCAGGCAGCCGUGGAGCGUUUUUCAGCGGGUGCAGCGUAACCGGCAGGCCCGUCAGCGUCAACGAACCAGAAAACGACCGGCAUCUCCAGCCCCAGCGGCCCCUUCAGUUCCCCCAUCAGCUCAAUCUAUUCCUGCCACAGCGCCACCGCCAACCGUUCCAGCAGCAGCCCCAACUGAUUCCAGCCAGGCCACCUGUCCCAUUUGUAAUCGUAAAUUUCCCCAAGCCAAUAUCCAAGAGCAUGCCAACCAGUGUCUGCGCAGCAGUCGUAAGAAUGGCCAGGCCAACGGAGAGCGACACUCUAGCGAGGAUUCCGAUGACAGUGAGGAGUACGAGGAGUAUGAAUGGGCUGGCCAGAAACGCAUCCGCGUAUCCACCCUGGUGCAGGGUGGCUACUCGGCUCUUGGCUUAGGCCAGACAAUUAAGUACAAUGGCAGUCAGGCGCAAGAUGAUGAAGAUGAGGAUCUCAACGUCGACGAAGACGACACUCAUAUAUAUGGGCCUACGCAGUAUGGGGAGGGUGAUGUGAUACCUCUGGUCAACGAGGAUACCGAUGGAAACGUUUCCGAGGUUGAUGUCACCAGCUACGUGCGCAGCUUAAUAUCUUCCAACGAUGCGCCGAAGCCCACCAGCUCUGAUGUAGAAGCAGCUAAUUCCACGGCCGCCCAAGACCCAGUAACAAAUGAGGAGCCAUCCACCUCUCGCUCAACGCGUUCUACCUCCCAAAAUCAACUGCAGGUCAUCGAGUCGCUAAAGGCCAAGCUGCGAGCCUACGAAAAACAGGCACAGGGGAAGUACAAGUGCCUAAUUUGCAUCGACGACUACAAGAACCCCGCCAUUUCUGUAUCCUGCUGGCAUGUCCACUGCGAGCAAUGCUGGCUGCAAACCCUGGGAGCUCGAAAGCUAUGCCCCCAGUGUAAUUCGAUUACCACGCCGAAGGACUUGCGCCGCAUUUACCUGUAAAACUAAGCCAAGCCACAACAGAUUUGUUAUCCCUGCUGCAACUUUGUUUGUGCUUGCUAAUCUUGGGAAAAUAGUUGAUA
This is a messenger RNA of Drosophila bipectinata, 1406 nucleotides long. RefSeq names its product ring finger protein 220 (gene RNF220). Gene Ontology annotation, biological process: protein ubiquitination. Gene Ontology annotation, molecular function: metal ion binding; ubiquitin protein ligase activity. The record is from RefSeq and is a predicted model, not a curated record. Lineage: Eukaryota; Metazoa; Arthropoda; Insecta; Diptera; Drosophilidae.